This is a messenger RNA of Dufourea novaeangliae, 2979 nucleotides long. It is a transcript of the gene MAN1, whose product is annotated as inner nuclear membrane protein Man1. The record is from RefSeq and is a predicted model, not a curated record. The coding region runs from base 299 to 2722 and encodes 807 amino acids. NCBI's taxonomy places the organism in Eukaryota, Metazoa, Arthropoda, Insecta, Hymenoptera, Halictidae. Gene Ontology annotation, biological process: nuclear envelope organization; negative regulation of BMP signaling pathway. Gene Ontology annotation, molecular function: chromatin DNA binding. The transcript is spliced from 11 exons. Gene Ontology annotation, cellular component: nuclear inner membrane.
GCGCGACCGCGACCGUUAGAAAAUUGCGCCAUUUUUUUCGUUCUAACCAAGAUUAUUGCUCGAAGUGUUGUGUCGAGGAAGUGUUGCGCGACGCGUUCACGGCAUCGUGACAAAGUGGCACGCGCCGAGACCGAUGCUGUUGUGAAUAUUUACGUUCACGCGAGAACGAUUCGCGAUAUUUGUUUCACGUUACGCAGUAUUGCCUGGCGGGGGAGAGGUUCGUGGCACGAGGGAACGUUUUAACCGGGGGGGCCCGUUCUCAGAAAAGAAAUAUCAUUUCUUUCCACGGUUAAACAAAAUGUCGGUGGACACUCUCAGUGAUUCCGAGUUACGUAGCAAACUGAUGGAGUAUGGGUACCCGGUGGGACCUGUGACACAAACCACCAGAAAGAUCCUCGUGAAGAAAUUGAAGAAUCUGAUCGAAACACGGGGCGGCACAGGCUCGCGGCACUCGUUGGCCGCUAGAUACAGUAGCGAGGAUACGGAUGACGAUUCGAGUUCAACAGUUACGAAAAAGAAAAAGACCACUGGAAAUGCCCGAAGACAAACUCUAGCGAAUCCAAUGCCUCCGCCAUCCGCGGUUCUACCACAUCCGGAUACGACCAUGUCGAAGAGUCCAGCUAAAGAGAAAACAACGCAUUCUGAAUUCAAGGAUCCUAUCGUACCCGAUUACGAUAGCUCGUCGACCUUCACCACUCGUACAGUAACGAAAACUACGUCGAAGAAAUACAUGAAGAGUAAUAAGUCAUCGAACGUCGGGGAUGGCUUAGAGACGGGCUCGGAUUCAGACGUUGUAGAGGAAACAAAUAGAAGUUAUUCGCCGUCGAAAUAUUUGUCGAACGUUGGAAAAUCCCAUGACCGUAGGGGCAUGUACGAGGACGAUCAUGAAUCAAUUUCAAAAUCAAGGUCUAUACACACCAUAAAGGAUAACAAGUACAAUGAUUCGCUUUUCGAAGCAAAUCUUUCUCUGAUACAAUCUUCCAAAGAAGAUGUCAGCACAAAAGAUAGCCCGAAUCAAAGAGAUCUGUUGGCAAAUUACGAAACACCAUUUUUAUCUGAAUUCACCAGGAGACUUAGUUCACGUUCAUCUAUAAAUCUGCCUUCUGGCGGCUCCUUGUGCAGUUUAAAAAGUCCAACUUUACGUCACACGUCCAAUGUACCAGAGUUGAAAGAAAAAGAUUCAAACGGUCACUUUUCUUCUAUGAGAUCGUUAUAUUCAACAACCAGCCCGAGGCAUGCAACAACAUCCAUUGAUAGACCUCGAGAAACAAUGAGUAGAACGUUUGGGUCAUCGAUCCCAGGCAGAGAAGAUAUGCGCAACAAUCAGAAUAUGGUAUCUGUAAUUUUGGUUGUGGUACUUGCCUUAUUUUUUGGAAUACUUGCUGUUAUAUACAUGGGACUUGGUGGAAAAUCGGAAACUUUUCCAUCGCUUUCUACGGAUAGCAACAUACCGCUAUGCUUUGUUGGAGCUGACCUUGAAGCACCCGGAGUUAAUUGUGUAAUGAAAGAAAACGUAGAUUCUGUGCUGCAACUAUUAAAGCGGCUUCAGCCGAUUUUAACGAAAAAGGCUGUGUCCAUGAUAUGCGACAAUUCCAGCGAAACUCCUUAUCUGACUGAUUUCGAAAUCAUGCAAAUGUUCACGAACAAUAAAGUGAAAAGUUUGGAAGUGAAAGAGGAUUUACAGAAUGCACAGUUGCUCGUCAUAAAGAAUCCAAAGUGGGGUAUUUCGUUGGUAGACAUAAGCGACGAUAACGGCGCACCCGGCGAUGUUUUGGAUUCUUUGGAUAAAUUAUUUUCCACACGUCUGAAUGGGAAAGUUGGAAUGGUGAUCAUGAACCCGGAGCUGCCGAUGCAGUGUCUCGUUAAGAACAAGCUCUUCACCAUAUUCUCCUCGCUUCUAAUUGUGUCACUUGGCCUCCUAGCAGCUAUAGGAAUGCAGAAAUUGUUCGUUUGGUAUAUAAAGUACAAGAAAAGUACUGAGAGGGAAGUGUUUAAACUUGUUAGCGAAAUUAUUAACAUGGUUGAAAUGCACCAUCAAAACACUGGAGUCGCCUCACCGGGCGGUACGCAGGAAAGCUUUCUAGCUAUAAGCCAUGUACGCGACAAUCUCAUACCACCCAAGGACCGUAAAAGGAUGGCAGGACUUUGGGAGAAGGCGGUCAAGUUCUUGGAUGAAAAUGAAUCCAGAAUUCGAAGGGAAGUACAGCAGGUUGCGGGAGAAGAAUUUCACGUAUGGCGAUGGCUACCUAAUAACAGUCUGAACCAGUCGAAUACACAGAAUUUCGUUUUGAAUAAAAAGUCCAAAGUGUGGCAGGGUCAAGCGUUCGAAACCAUGGAAGGCUCGGUCAACAGUAUAACGUGUUCACCAACACCGUGCCUGAAAAUAAGGCACAUGUUCGAUGCAGACGUAGAGUUCGAGGAUGACUGGGAAACAAAGGUACAGGAUGCUAUACUAGAAAAGUGUGGGGAGGGUGUAAAAAUACUUCAUAUCCGUGUAGAUCGUGGCAGCCGAGAAGGUUGCGUUUACAUGAAAUGUAUGUCACAAGAAGACGCGGGGAAAGCUUACAGGGCUUUACAUGGAUGUUGGUUCGAUGGUCACUUAGUAACUGUGAAGUACCUGAGAUUGGAAAGAUAUUACGAGAGAUUCGCAGAUGCGCGCCAUUGUACAAUACCUUUGAAGCCAAGUAACAAUCAACGAUUAUCUAUGCAAGCGGAUUAUUAGGGCCGCCAGACUUUUUUUUUAUGUAAGCUUACAAAAUACCUCUUUGCUUGUAUAUACACGACAGCAAGCAACAUUCGAAUAUUUCGCCGCUGAAUAAUUGUUCGCGGACCAGAAUAUGCGGGAUACUUCUAUUUUUUGGCUCUAGAAGGCAAUAGAACUUCAUACAUGUCGCGCAGAAACACGAAAUCCAAGGGACUUGUAAUUGUGUGAUAAUGUUCUAAGAAUUCGAAGAGGCAGAGACUUUUUAUAACUGUUUU